GCAAUGAAAAAUAGAGGGCUAAAAUUUGAUAAUAUAAAAACGUGUUGGGCGAAAUGAGAAAAACUAUGCGGACGCGUUGGUCGGUUAAAGCUCGUUUACGGUUAACUGUCUCCGUAGACAUAUGGUGGGGUGAAUUGUGAUUCAAAUCGGAAAACCUCCAUCGCUGUUUUGUUCUUUGAAUCUUUUUGAGUUUUGUUCGAUUUUGCAUCUGAGAGAGAGAGAGAGAGAGCAGAUCCGAAGGAAAGAAAAUGCAAGCAAGGCAUGGCCAAUCGUCGUAUCGAGAUCGGACGGACGAGUUCUUCGGCAUCGUUGAAACUCUGAGGAGAUCAAUUGCUCCUGCGGCGGAGAAUAAUGUGGCGCACGGUGGUGGAGGAAGGAGAGAGGAUCCGAGAUCCGCGGUGGCAAAUCAGUCUGAGUUCAGAAAGAGAGCUGCUGUCAUCAGCUUAGCUAUCAACCAGACGUCGCAGAAGCUUUCGAAGCUUGCUCAACUGGCGAAGAGAUCAUCAGUUUUUGAUGAUCCCACACGGGAGAUACAAGAGCUGACUGCUGUAAUCAAACAAGAGAUCUCUUCUCUGAAUUCCGCUCUCAUCGACCUUCAAGCUGUACGCAACUCUCAUAAUGAUGAACGGACCAUCUCUAGAGACACAACUACUCACUCAGCAACUGUUGUUGACGAUCUCAAGAAUCGCUUGAUGGACACUACCAAAGAGUUUAAGGAUGUUCUUACUUUGAGAACCGAGAACAUGAAAAUCCAUGAAAUUCGAAGGCAAAGAUUCACGUCUAACCCUUCAAAAGAAUCAACAAACCCAUUUGUUCGCCAGCGCCCUUUGGCUUCUAAGCCUGCUGCUACUCAACCUGCUCCUCUUCCAUGGGCAACUACCUCUUCUUCUUCUUCUUCUUCGUCUUCUUCUUCUUCAUCGUCUCAGUUAGUCCCAAGGAGACAGGGAGAGGCCGAAUCUUCUCCAUUGUUGCAGCAGAGUCAACAACAACAACAGAUGGUCCCGUUGCAAGACACUUUUAUGGAGAGCCGCGCAGAAGCUCUACACAACGUAGAAUCAACAAUCCAUGAGCUAAGCAAUAUCUUCACACAACUAGCAACCAUGGUUUCUCAGCAAGGGGAGAUAGCUAUCAGGAUCGAUCAGAACAUGGAAGAUACAUUGGCGAAUGUGGAAGGAGCACAGAGCCAGCUGGCCAGGUAUCUCAACAGUAUAUCAUCGAACCGAUGGCUCAUGAUUAAGAUUUUCUUCGUACUGAUUGCAUUUCUCAUGGUUUUCCUCUUCUUCGUGGCCUAA
Molecule: messenger RNA, 1292 nt
Organism: Eruca vesicaria subsp. sativa (arugula)
Lineage: Eukaryota; Viridiplantae; Streptophyta; Magnoliopsida; Brassicales; Brassicaceae
Source: the annotation of a GenBank genome assembly